GAGGGAUAGAGGGGGAUAGAGGGGCAGAGAGAGAUUUAAGAAUUGAUAGGUGGUCGAGUUGUGUUUGGCCGGGUGGAUAUGCGCACGAAAAGUCGAGGAGCUUUAUUUCCCCUCUGUUAUGGGAUUAUUGUCAGCGAUGGACAUAGAGAGCAAGGAAGAACAGCAGCUGGUGUUUCUUGAUUUUCACGUAAUAAACGUGCCGAGCAUCGCAGAGGGACACUGACCUUUAAAUUGUCGCAGUAGGGAACAUUUAAAACAUAGGACGAGUUGGUUGCAUUUCAGAGCCCCCAUAGUAGACGGAAGAGGCGCAACCAUGACGACCGAGAGCUCCAAGCAACAUUUGGAUCCAUCUAAUCCUCUGCGCUCCAGUCCAGCGGCCGGUGCUCUGAAUGCAGCUCUGCUGAGCGCACAGCCGGUGAUGGAGAGCCCGCAGAAUGCAUCAACCAAAUGGAAAAAAGGAAAUUCUGGCUUGAGGCGCCCUGAAAAGCCUCCUUACUCAUAUAUUGCCCUUAUUGUGAUGGCAAUUCAAAGUUCACCGACCAAAAGGCUCACAUUGAGUGAAAUCUAUCAGUUCCUGCAGGCCCGCUUCCCCUUCUUUAGGGGAUCAUACCAGGGAUGGAAAAACUCCGUCAGACAUAACCUCUCUCUGAACGAGUGUUUUAUAAAGCUGCCUAAGGGUCUCGGUAGACCGGGCAAGGGGCACUACUGGACCAUCGACCCGAGUAGUGAGUUUAUGUUCGAGGAGGGCUCCUUUCGUCGCAGACCCCGGGGGUUCCGUAGGAAAUGCCAAGCUUUGAAACCAAUGUACAGGAUGAUGAAUGGGAUCGGGUUUGGUGCGUCCAUGCUGCCGCAAAACUUUGAGUUCCAAUCACCGUCAGGCUCAUUAGCAUGUCACAACAGCUACAAUAUAGACUUGAUGGGUAGUACAGUGCCAGGUGGCUUCGAGGGACUUGGAGGGGGGCAUCACGUCCCACAUAUGUCAUCAGGCUCCGGGUCAUCGUACAUGGCCGCAUGUCAGGUGGCCUCUAAUGCGGACUAUUGCCCGGACAGCAGCAGCAGCCCCCUGCAGUCCUCCCCAGCCAUGGCAGGCACUUUGGACUGUCAGUCUCCUUAUGGAAAUGCAGCCUCACACUGGAGUUCACCUGGCGUAUCUUCAUACAUCAAACAGCAGUCGCUGGCAUCUAGCAGCACCUCUUCUUCUGCUCUGCACGCGGGAAUGCCAUCUUACUCUUUGGAUCAAGGCUAUCUGCACCACAAUGCACGAGAUUCCUCUGACAUUUCAGUGGGACUCUCUCGAUACUCCAGCCACUCAGCUCCUGUGUGCGACAGGAAGGACUUCGUUUUGAACCUAAACGGAAUCUCAUCUCUCCAUCCCAGCACCAGCGGAUCUUACUAUCACCAGCUUCAUCACCAUCACCAAAGCGUCUAUCAGGACGUCAAGCCGUGUGUCAUGUGACAAAACAGCCCAGAACUUUUCUACUAAAUUAAACCCUCAGGUGGAGUUAUUUUAAACACAAUCUUUGGAGAGUUUUGGUAAGAAAAAAAAGGGCGUUUUAUUCCAUUCGAGACAGCACAGACAAAUCACUUAUGUGAACUUUGAGCUUUUCUUAAUCGUUUAGUAAUGAUGCGAGGACUUGUUCACACUCUCAUUACAGGGGUGCCUGUUCACACACUGAUAUGCAAUAUCAACAUUUUUACUGAAAAAAAACCCCAACAUAACUUUACACGUUAAACUUUAUCUCAUGCACUUAAUUUUGUUUUGGUGAAGUCGCUUAAAUUGUUACUGAUUUCCUGCAAAACGCCAUUAAAGAGAUUUAUUUUUAAAGGAUAAUUUGGAAGUGUUUAAUGUCUUUAGCAAUAACUAUUAUGACUUUUUUUUUAUCAUCACUGCCACUCUUCUUUAUUGUGUUUCUUUUGUUUCUUCUUUCUCCUACAAAUAUUAUUAUUAUUAUUAUUAUUAUUAUUAUUAUUAUUAUUAUUAUUAUUAUUAUUAUAGUUGUUGUUGUUAAAUCCACACAAAAUGGACCAAAACCUAAUUAAUUAUAAAAAACAUUCCAAACAAUGCAGCUUGUGGUCGAUUUUGCUGACGUCCAUUAUUUCCCUUUAUUCCUGACCCUUCAAAAAUGUUAUGACAAAAAUAAGUUUCAAAAUAUCAAUAGGCACUUUUCAGAGACACUGUCCUCGCAUUGAGCACCACCACGGAAUUGUGUUGUCAGUGCGGUCUUUAAUAAACAUCGUGUCUUAUAGUCACACUGGAAAGCCAGUGUGCUAUACUUCAGUCAGUAUCAUCAUUUUAACACAUGAAAGAUAUAUUGUGUAGUUUUAUUUUAUUUACACUAAUUAAGACACAUUUAGUGUUACAGAAAGAAAAGUUUAGAAUAAUUUAAAAGAAAGCAAUCCUUCUUUGAGGUUGUUUAUUACGCUAAUGAUAAUUAAAGUAGCCUAUAAUGUGUGUCUUAUUUAUCCGAAGAAGCCUGUCUAUAUUUUUGUAUUGUGAUGAUUGUGAUUAGAUUAAUCACUAAAGAGGAAUAAAGAAAACAACGUCACAUUCGAUCCACAGCACAGCGUCAUUUUUUAAAAAAUUUACUUUAUUGAGAACGUCAGCACAUGCAUACAACAUAUAAACACAUAACACAUAAAGGCGUACAACAUCUCAUUGUCCAGGGGUUCAAUCUUGUUUAGUCCUGUUGGUUUUCACGCGACUGUACCGCCACCUCGUGGUGAUCGAAGGUUUAGGGGCUUAAAUCAUAUUUCACUUUUCGUUAUGCAAAUUGCGUGUGCACAACUUAAUUUUGCGAAAGAGAUUAAAAUAUUAUUAGCGACCUGUCCAGGGUGUACCCCGCCCUUCGCCCGAUGGCAGCUGGGAUUGGCUCCAGUCCCCCGCGACCCUGUUCACAGGAUAAGCGGUUGACGAUGGAUGGAUGGAUUAAAAUGUUGUGCAGAACAGUCAGUUGGUCACCUCAGAUUAGUGAACACAUAUAUUUAUGUCGGGUAUCCACCAAUGCAUGCCUUGGAGUGAAAUGUAACUGUCCCUCUGAUGUGGGCCCCCUGCAGUGAGGUCACCACACUGACACAAAAUGCUGAGUUUGACUUGAUGAAUCCAGUUCUGACUGGACUGUCAAGUCUUUGUAAUCUGAAAAAAAUGCAGACAUUUCAUCACCAAAGAAUCUUAAAACACAAAUAUGCUCAUAAACCCUGGAAAGCUGAAGAUUCACAGAUGAUUGAUUACAAAAGGUUUUAAGAUUGAUGCUUUGAAAAUGUGUGUUUUUUGGCUUUUUGAGGGGCCAGCUAUAACCCUUUCAUCCUGUCACCAAAAUGCCAUCAAGAUGGUUUUGACAAAUGCUUUUCAGACGGUGUAUGUGCAAGUCCAUUCAACACAAUUUGUUAAGAAUAAAUCACAUUGUAUUAAUUUGAUCAUGCAGAAAGACAUCAAACAUCAGAUGCACUGCUGUAUUUGCUAUGUGUAACUGUUAUCAUUUUGUAAGUCUAAUAAUGUGUCCAGGUCUGGGAGGUCAAGUAGAAUUUCGAGCAGUAUUAUAGAGUUCCAUGUUUAUAUGACAUUGGUAUCACAGUAUGCAUACAAAUUCAUUUCACCAACAACCUUUUAAGAGAAAGAGCAGGUGUGUUUGUUUCAUUAAAAGUCUACUGGCUUA
Molecule: messenger RNA, 3653 nt
Organism: Micropterus salmoides (largemouth bass)
Lineage: Eukaryota; Metazoa; Chordata; Actinopteri; Centrarchiformes; Centrarchidae
Product: forkhead box protein F2-like
Exons: 2
Coding region: 314-1456 (380 amino acids)
Biological process (GO): regulation of transcription by RNA polymerase II; animal organ morphogenesis
Cellular component (GO): nucleus
Molecular function (GO): RNA polymerase II cis-regulatory region sequence-specific DNA binding; DNA-binding transcription factor activity, RNA polymerase II-specific
Source: RefSeq, a predicted model, not a curated record